Anneissia japonica is the source of this 1032-nucleotide messenger RNA. RefSeq names its product nucleolin-like. The transcript has 6 exons. The record is from RefSeq and is a predicted model, not a curated record. NCBI's taxonomy places the organism in Eukaryota, Metazoa, Echinodermata, Crinoidea, Comatulida, Comatulidae. The coding region runs from base 1 to 864 and encodes 287 amino acids.
AUGAAUUUGCGGGAGUACGCGUAUAACAUCAGCGACGAUGUAGAUGAUGAUAUUGAAAAUAGCAGUUAUGAAAUUGACGAACACAACGUAGAAGUUGAAGUAAACAUGAAAGAUGGAGAAGAAGGCAAAAUUGUUGAGGGACUUGAAGAUCAACACGAUGAAGUUGAAGAGGAGGAACCUGGAUCAAGUCAGGUAGUAGAAGACAAGAGUCAGGAGUCAAAAGCUGGCAAGAAUGAAGCCCCAAGAGAAUCGAUGAAGACUGUCUCUUAUACACAUCUAGAUGUGUAUAAGAGACAGGUACGUAAUGAAUGUGAAGAGAUAGAUGAUUCUUUGUGGGAUGUCACACCACCAGACGACAAAGAUAACAUCAGCGACGAUGUAGAUGAUGAUAUUGAAAAUAGCAGUUAUGAAAUUGACGAACACAACGUAGAAGUUGAAGUAAACAUGAAAGAUGGAGAAGAAGGCAAAAUUGUUGAGGGACUUGAAGAUCAACACGAUGAAGUUGAAGAGGAGGAACCUGGAUCAAGUCAGGUAGUAGAAGACAAGAGUCAGGAGUCAAAAGCUGGCAAGAAUGAAGCCCCAAGAGGAUCGAUGAAGAAGAGAAGUGUUGACAAACCAAACAAGGCUGUUAAAAAGGCAUGGGCCAAAAAAUCCAAGCCAGCUGAAAAGACUGGACCGAGCAAUGAGAUGAGCGAUGUUGACAAGAAGUUGCUAGAAAUAAUGAAAGGAACUGGAAAUGAAGAUGAAGCCGACAAUUUUGGGAAAAUAGUGGCAACAAAAAUGAGAAAGAUCAGCGAAGACGACAGGGGAGAAAUGGAAUUGAACAUCCUUAUGCUGUUUAACAACUAUCAUAAGAAAAAAUAGACCAUCAAAUCAUAUCUCUUCACUCCCAAAACUUAUUUCUUUUUUGUCUUCAAAUAUAAUGGUAUUUUUGUGUUUAGAUGUCUGACUGUAGUAUUAAAUUGUAUUACUUGUUCACUAAUAAAUUUACUUCAUCGUUAUUUUCUUAUGAAACCACAGAAAAAAAUUACC